UCCCAGCUACCUGGUAGGCUGAGGUGGGAGGAUCACCAGAGCCCAGGAGGUUGAGAUUGCAGUGAGCCGUGAUCAUGGCAGUGCACUCCCGCCUGGGUGGCAGAGUGAGACCCUGUCUCCAAAAAAAAAAAAAAAAAAAAAAAAAAAAGUACAGGUAAUGAAUUUUUACCAAGUGAACCACCACAGAUCAAGAAAUAGAACAUUACUAGACUGGGGUAUAUUUGUAGGAGUGGCAUUGUUGGUUUUAGAGGUAUAUGAAUGAUAAAACUUAGUAUUACAUAUUGUUGAACGUUUUCCCAAAGUGGUUGUACCAUUUAGCAGGGAUAUUCUGGUUACCCCACAUCCUUGCUGAUGCCUGUCAGUUAAAAAUUAUUUUGCCAUUCUAGUAGGGGUGCAGUAAUAUAUCAGUGUGAUUUCAUUUUGCAUUUUCCUGGUAUUGAGAUUGAGUAUCUUUUAUUGUCAUUUGUGUGUCCUCUUUUGUGAAGUGCCUGUUAAAUCUUUUUAUCCAGUUUUCAUUGAUAUGCUUGUUUUUCUGUUGAUUUGUAAUACUUUUUUCUGGAUAUGUGUCCUUUCUACGAUAUAUACGUAUUGCAUUUCUCUUUUUUCAAUCUGUAGCUUGCCUUUUCACUCUUUUAAUGGUGCUUAUUCAUGAAUGGAGAUUCUCUAACUUUUUUUUUUCUUUUUGAGACAAGAUCUCACUCUGUUGCCCAGGCUGGAGUGCAGUGGCACAAUCACAGCUGACCGCAACCUUGACCUCCCAAGGCUCAGACAGGGCCUCACUCUGUUGCCCAGGCUAGAGUGCCGUGGCAGGAUCUCAGCUCACUGCAACCUCCACCUCCUGGCUCAAGCGAUCCUCCCACCUCAGCCUCCUGAGUAGCUGCGACUAUAGGAGUGUGCCACCAUGCCUGGCUUAAUUUUCAUAUUUUUUGUAGAGAUGGGGAUUCAACAUGUUUCCCAGGCAAUCUGAAAGCAAAUCCUGUUUAGAUGCAGGCGAAGGUUCCUGGUGACCCAGGCUCUCACCUUACCGUCCCUUACCAUCCUCCUGAGGGUGUCUGGAGCUUCAGUGCUGUGUGUUCUUGGCCUCCACGCUGGGGGUGCCACCAACUCCCACUGUCCAGGGCUUCCAGUGGACUCUCCGAGGUACUGAUGUAGAAACUUCCCCAUUUGGUGCACCAAGAGCAACCUCACACGAUGUGGGCCGAAUGAAGAGCUGCCAGAUCCCACAGGUGGCAAGGGCUCUGGAACAGCUACAUAAAGUCCCUGGCCCCACCUCUUCUGCCACAAACGUCAGCAUGGUGGUAUCAGCCGGCCCUUUGUCCAGCGAGAAGGCAGAGAUGAACAUUCUAGAAAUCAAGGAGAAAUUGCGCCCCCAGCUGGCAGAGAAGAAACAGCAGUUCAGAAGCCUCCAAGAGAAAUGUUUUGUAACUCAACUGGCCAGCUUCCUGGCCAACGGACAGAAGAAAUACAAAUAUGAAGAGUGCGAAGACCUCAUAAAAUCUAUGCUGAGGAAUGAGCGACGACAGUUCAAGGAGGAGAAGCUUGCGGAGCAGCUCAAGCAAGCUGAGGAGCUCAGGCAAUAUAAAGUCCUGGUUCACUCUCAGGAACGAGAGCUGACCCAGUUAAAGGAGAAGUUACGGGAAGGGAGAGAUGCCUCCCGCUCAUUGAAUGAGCAUCUCCAGGCCCUCCUCACUCCGGAUGAGCCGGACAAGUCCCAGGGGCAGGACCUCCAAGAACAGCUGGCUGAGGGGUGUAGACUGGCACAGCAACUUGUCCAAAAGCUCAGCCCAGAAAAUGACGAAGAUGUUCAAGUUGAGGAGGCUGAGAAAGUGCAGAAAUCAUCUCCCCGCAGGGAGGUGCAGAAGGCUGAAGAGAGCAAAGUCCCUGAGGACUCACUGGAGGAAUGUGCCAUCACUUGUUCAAAUAGCCACGGCCCUUGUGACUCCAACCAGCCUCACAAGAACAUCAAAAUCACAUUUGAGGAAGACGAAGUCAACUCAACUCUGGUUGUAGACAGAGAAUCCUCUCAUGAUGAAUGUCAGGAUGCUCUAAACAUUCUCCCAGUCCCUGGCCCCACCUCUUCUGCCACAAACGUCAGCAUGGUGGUAUCAGCCGGCCCUUUGUCCAGCGAGAAGGCAGAGAUGAACAUUCUAGAAAUCAAGGAGAAAUUGCGCCCCCAGCUGGCAGAGAAGAAACAGCAGUUCAGAAGCCUCCAAGAGAAAUGUUUUGUAACUCAACUGGCCGGCUUCCUGGCCAACGGACAGAAGAAAUACAAAUAUGAAGAGUGCGAAGACCUCAUAAAAUCUAUGCUGAGGAAUGAGCGACGACAGUUCAAGGAGGAGAAGCUUGCGGAGCAGCUCAAGCAAGCUGAGGAGCUCAGGCAAUAUAAAGUCCUGGUUCACUCUCAGGAACGAGAGCUGACCCAGUUAAAGGAGAAGUUACGGGAAGGGAGAGAUGCCUCCCGCUCAUUGAAUGAGCAUCUCCAGGCCCUCCUCACUCCGGAUGAGCCGGACAAGUCCCAGGGGCAGGACCUCCAAGAACAGCUGGCUGAGGGGUGUAGACUGGCACAGCAACUUGUCCAAAAGCUCAGCCCAGAAAAUGCCAACGAUGACGAUGAAGAUGUUCAAGUUGAGGUGGCUGAGAAAGUGCAGAAAUCGUCUGCCCCCAGGGAGAUGCAGAAGGCUGAAGAAAAGGAAGUCCCUGAGGACUCACUGGAGGAAUGUGCCAUCACUUGUUCAAAUAGCCAUGGCCCUUAUGACUCCAACCAGCCACAUAGGAAAACCAAAAUCACAUUUGAGGAAGACAAAGUCGACUCAACUCUCGUUGGCUCAUCCUCUCAUGUUGAAUGGGAGGAUGCUGUACACAUUAUUCCAGAAAAUGAAAGUGAUGAUGAGGAAGAGGAAGAAAAAGGGCCAGUGUCUUCCAGGAAUCUGCAGGAGUCUGAAGAGGAGGAAGUCCCCCAGGAGUCCUGGGAUGAAGGUUAUUCAACUCUCUCAAUUCCUCCUGAAAUGUUGGCCUCGUACCAGUCUUACAGCAGCACAUUUCACUCAUUAGAGGAACAGCAAGUCUGCAUGGCUGUUGACAUAGGCAGACAUCAGUGGGAUCAAGUGAAAAAGGAGGACCAAGAGGCAACAGGUCCCAGGCUCAGCAGGGAGCUGCUGGAUGAGAAAGGGCCUGAAGUCUUGCAGGACUCACUGGAUAGAUGUUAUUCAACUCCUUCAGGUUGUCUUGAACUGACUGACUCAUGCCAGCCCUACAGAAGUGCCUUUUACGUAUUGGAGCAACAGCGUGUUGGCUUGGCUGUUGACAUGGAUGAAAUUGAAAAGUACCAAGAAGUGGAAGAAGACCAAGACCCAUCAUGCCCCAGGCUCAGCAGGGAGCUGCUGGAUGAGAAAGAGCCUGAAGUCUUGCAGGACUCACUGGAUAGAUGUUAUUCGACUCCUUCAGGUUAUCUUGAACUGCCUGACUUAGGCCAGCCCUACAGCAGUGCUGUUUACUCAUUGGAGGAACAGUACCUUGGCUUGGCUCUUGACGUGGACAGAAUUAAAAAGGACCAAGAAGAGGAAGAAGACCAAGGCCCACCAUGCCCCAGGCUCAGCACGGAGCUGCUGGAGGUAGUAGAGCCUGAAAUCUUGCAGGACUCACUGGAUAGAUGUUAUUCAACUCCUUCCAGUUGUCUUGAACAGCCUGACUCCUGCCAGCCCUAUGGAAGUUCCUUUUAUGCAUUGGAGGAAAAAUAUGUUGGCUUUUCUCUUGACGUGGGAGAAAUUGAAAAGAAGGGGAAGGGGAAGAAAAGAAGGGGAAGAAGAUCAAAGAAGAAAAGAAGAAGGGGAAGAAAAGAAGGGGAAGAAGAUCAAAACCCACCAUGCCCCAGGCUCAGCAGGGAGCUGCUGGAUGAGAAAGGGCCUGAAGUCUUGCAGGACUCACUGGAUAGAUGUUAUUCAACUCCUUCAGGUUGUCUUGAACUGACUGACUCAUGCCAGCCCUACAGAAGUGCCUUUUACGUAUUGGAGCAACAGCGUGUUGGCUUGGCUGUUGACAUGGAUGAAAUUGAAAAGUACCAAGAAGUGGAAGAAGACCAAGACCCAUCAUGCCCCAGGCUCAGCAGGGAGCUGCUGGAUGAGAAAGAGCCUGAAGUCUUGCAGGACUCACUGGAUAGAUGUUAUUCGACUCCUUCAGGUUAUCUUGAACUGCCUGACUUAGGCCAGCCCUACAGCAGUGCUGUUUACUCAUUGGAGGAACAGUACCUUGGCUUGGCUCUUGACGUGGACAGAAUUAAAAAGGACCAAGAAGAGGAAGAAGACCAAGGCCCACCAUGCCCCAGGCUCAGCAGGGAGCUGCUGGAGGUAGUAGAGCCUGAAGUCUUGCAGGACUCACUGGAUAGAUGUUAUUCAACUCCUUCCAGUUGUCUUGAACAGCCUGACUCCUGCCAGCCCUAUGGAAGUUCCUUUUAUGCAUUGGAGGAAAAACAUGUUGGCUUUUCUCUUGACGUGGGAGAAAUUGAAAAGAAGGGGAAGGGGAAGAAAAGAAGGGGAAGAAGAUCAAAGAAGAAAAGAAGAAGGGGAAGUAAAGAAGGGGAAGAAGGUCAAAACCCACCAUGCCCCAGGCUCAGCAGGGAGCUGCUGGAUGAGAAAGGGCCUGAAGUCUUGCAGGACUCACUGGAUAGAUGUUAUUCAACUCCUUCAGGUUGUCUUGAACUGACUGACUCAUGCCAGCCCUACAGAAGUGCCUUUUACGUAUUGGAGCAACAGCGUGUUGGCUUGGCUGUUGACAUGGAUGAAAUUGAAAAGUACCAAGAAGUGGAAGAAGACCAAGACCCAUCAUGCCCCAGGCUCAGCAGGGAGCUGCUAGAUGAGAAAGAGCCUGAAGUCUUGCAGGACUCACUGGAUAGAUGUUAUUCGACUCCUUCAGGUUAUCUUGAACUGCCUGACUUAGGCCAGCCCUACAGCAGUGCUGUUUACUCAUUGGAGGAACAGUACCUUGGCUUGGCUCUUGACGUGGACAGAAUUAAAAAGGACCAAGAAGAGGAAGAAGACCAAGGCCCACCAUGCCCCAGGCUCAGCAGGGAGCUGCUGGAGGUAGUAGAGCCUGAAGUCUUGCAGGACUCACUGGAUAGAUGUUAUUCAACUCCUUCCAGUUGUCUUGAACAGCCUGACUCCUGCCAGCCCUAUGGAAGUUCCUUUUAUGCAUUGGAGGAAAAACAUGUUGGCUUUUCUCUUGACAUGGGAGAAAUUGAAAAGAAGGGGAAGGGGAAGAAAAGAAGGGGAAGAAGAUCAAAGAAGAAAAGAAGAAGGGGAAGAAAAGAAGGGGAAGAAGGUCAAAACCCACCAUGCCCCAGGCUCAACAGCAUGCUGAUGGAAGUGGAAGAGCCUGAAGUCUUACAGGACUCACUGGAUAGAUGUUAUUCGACUCCGUCAGUGUACUUUGAACUACCUGACUCAUUCCAGCACUACAGCAGUGUGUUUUACUCAUUUGAGGAACAGCACAUCAGCUUCGCCCUUUACGUGGACAAUAGGUUUUUUACUUUGACGGUGACAAGUCUCCACCUGGUGUUCCAGAUGGAAGUCAUAUUCCCACAAUAAGCAGCCCUUACUAAGCCGAGAGAUGUCAUUCCUGCAGGCAGGACCUAUAGGCACGUGAAGAUUUGAAUGAAAGUACAGUUCCAUUUGGAAGCCCAGACAUAGGAUGGGUCAGUGGGCAUGGCUCUAUUCCUAUUCUCAAACCAUGCCAUUGGCAACCUGUGCUCAGUCUGAAGACAAUGGACCCACGUUAGGUGUGACACUUUCACAUAACUGUGCAGCACAUGCCGGGAGUGAUCAGUCAGACAUUUUAAUUUGAACCACGUAUCUCUGGGUAGCUACAAAAUUCCUCAGGGAUUUCAUUUUGCAGGCAUGUCUCUGAGCUUCUAUACCUGCUCAAGGUCAGUGUCAUCUUUGUGUUUAGCUCAUCCAAAGGUGUUACCCUGGUUUCAAUGAACCUAACCUCAUUCUUUGUGUCUUCAGUGUUGGCUUGUUUUAGCUGAUCCAUCUGUAACACAGGAGGGAUCCUUGGCUGAGGAUUGUAUUUCAGAACCACCAAGUGCUCUUGACAAUUGUUAACCCGCUAGGCUCCUUUGGUUAGAGAAGCCACAGUCCUUCAGCCUCCAAUUGGUGUCAGUACUUAGGAAGACCACAGCUAGAUGGACAAACAGCAUUGGGAGGCCUUAGCCCUGCUCCUCUCCAUUCCAUCCUGUAGAGAACAGGAGUCAGGAGCCGCUGGCAGGAGACAGCAUGUCACCCAGGACUCUGCCGGUGCAGAAUAUGAACAAUGCCAUGUUCUUGCAGAAAACGCUUAGCCUGAGUUUCAUAGGAGGUAAUCACCAGACAACUGCAGAAUGUAGAACACUGAGCAGGACAACUGACCUGUCUCCUUCACAUAGUCCAUAUCACCACAAAUCACACAACAAAAAGGAGAAGAGAUAUUUUGGGUUCAAAAAAAGUAAAAAGAUAAUGUAGCUGCAUUUCUUUAGUUAUUUUGAACCCCAAAUAUUUCCUCAUCUUUUUGUUGUUGUCAUGGAUGGUGGUGACAUGGACUUGUUUAUAGAGGACAGGUCAGCUGUCUGGCUCAAUGAUCUACAUUCUGAAGUUGUCUGAAAAUGUCUUCAUGAUUAAAUUCAGCCUAAACGUUUUGCCGGGAACACUGCAGAGACAAUGCUGUGAGUUUCCAACCUCAGCCCAUCUGUGGGCAGAGAAGGUCUAGUUUGUCCAUCACCAUUAUGAUAUCAGGACUGGUUACUUGGUUAAGGAGGGGUCUAGGAGAUCUGUCCCUUUUAGAGACACCUUACUUACAAUGAAGUACUUGGGAAAGCGGUUUUCAAGAGUAUAAAUAUCCUGUAUUCUAAUGAUCAUCCUCUAAACAGUUUAUCAUUUAUUAAUCCUCCCUGCCUGUGUCUAUUAUUAUAUUCAUAUCUCUACACUGCAAAUUUUGGGUCUCAAUUUUUACUGUGCCUUUGUUUUUACUAGUGUCUGCUGUUGCAAAAGGAAGAAAACAUUCUCUGCCUGAGUUUUAAUUUUUGUCCAAAGUUAAUUUUAAUCUAUACAAUUAAAACCUUUUGCCUAUCA
Molecule: messenger RNA, 7097 nt
Organism: Gorilla gorilla gorilla (western lowland gorilla)
Lineage: Eukaryota; Metazoa; Chordata; Mammalia; Primates; Hominidae
Product: putative neuroblastoma breakpoint family member 8
Exons: 36
Coding region: 1203-5579 (1458 amino acids)
Source: RefSeq, a predicted model, not a curated record